Oryza brachyantha (malo sina) is the source of this 1693-nucleotide messenger RNA. RefSeq names its product serine/threonine-protein kinase PBL27. NCBI's taxonomy places the organism in Eukaryota, Viridiplantae, Streptophyta, Magnoliopsida, Poales, Poaceae. The coding region runs from base 128 to 1282 and encodes 384 amino acids. The transcript is spliced from 5 exons. Gene Ontology annotation, molecular function: protein kinase activity; ATP binding. The record is from RefSeq and is a predicted model, not a curated record. Gene Ontology annotation, biological process: protein phosphorylation.
CUGGACUGAUAUCCUCCCCCUCUCUCUCUCUCCCUCUCUUCCUCCUCCCCCGUCUUGCACCACUGCCGCAACCGCGCGCGCUUGUGCGUAAGGAGAAGAGAAGGAGGCCGGGCAGGUCGCGGCGGCCAUGGGGUGCUGCUUCUCGUCCGAGGGCGGGGACGAGAGCGUGAAGGAGCUGGCGGAGAGGUCCCAGAUUACACCGAACGAGACGGCCGCCUCGGCCUCGGAGAUGGUUGUGAAUUUAGAUCCUAGGCAUGUUGAGUUCAUCUCAAACCAUGGUCUGGAGAGGCUUGUUCAAGGCAAAUUAUUCACCUAUGGGGAGCUGUAUGCGGCGACAGGGGGCUUCAGUGACCAUCUCUUUCUAGGAGAGGGCGGGUUCGGUCAGGUGUACAAGGGCAUGCUGGAUGCCACCGGCCAGGAAGUGGCUAUAAAGAUUCUUAAUCUUCAAGGUAAUCAAGGCAACAAGGAAUUCUUCACUGAAAUUACAGUGUUGAGUAAAGUACAUCACGCAAAUCUUGUCAAGCUUAUUGGCCAUUGUGUAGAUGGUGAUCAGAGGCUUUUAGUGUAUGAAUACAUGCCAUUGGGUUCCUUGAAAAGUCAUCUCCAUGAUCUUUCCCCUGAUAAGAAGCCUCUUGACUGGGACACAAGGAUAAAGAUACUUGUCGGGGCAGCUAAAGGCCUGCAACAUUUGCAUGUCAAUGCUGACCCUCCCAUCAUAAACCGCGAUGUGAAAUCUGAAAACAUUUUGCUUGGAGAAGGUUAUCAUCCAAAGCUGUCUGACUUUGGCUUGGCAAAGUUAGGUCCAACUGGUGAUGAUACUCACAUUUCGACCAGAGUGAUGGGCACACUUGGAUAUUGUGCGCCUGAUUAUCUUGAGAGUGGUAAACUGACUGUCCAGUCAGAUAUUUACAGCUUUGGUGUGGUCAUGUUGGAGGUCAUCACAGGACAAAAGGUUAUUGAUGACAGUCGAGCUAAGACUGAGCGAAGUAUUGUUGAAUGGGCCAUGCCCAUGAUUAACCAAAAGGAUUUUGCCAAAUUAGCAGACCCGGUGCUUAACGGCCAGUACCACAUGAGGUCCUUGUUCCGGGCCCUUAUUGUUGCUGCCAUGUGUAUUGACAGAACAGCCAACCGGAGGCCAGACAUUACAUUAGUAGUUGAUGCUCUUACUCAGAUCUCGGAGUCACAGUCCAGAAGAAAGCGGUGGUCAUCUCGCCUCCAAUCAACAGUGGCUUCCAAUGCGUCAUCGGCUGAACCGAGAGAGGAUCAGGGAGAAAGCAGCUAGGAAGUUCAGUGCUGAACGACAACAUGGUAUCUCUGCCGUGACUCUGUGAUGGUUACCUGGGUUACUGCCUCGGAGUAGGAAGUAUGAACAGCGCUGUUCCAGUUCGAAACAUGGUUGAAUUGCUAGAGGGAGCAUCUGAUUUAUUUUCUUCUGUGUAUGGGCCUCUGUGUUGGAAUCAGUUGGUAUGGCCUCAUUGUAUGCUUCCCUUCCUUCUAUGGAUGUAAGGGGGUUAAAGUUUUCUCUUCAGAAACAGUUCUGUUUUCAGGUUAUAACUAAGUGUCAGAUUCUUCUAUGGAUGUUAAGGGGUUAAAAUUUUUCCUUUUGGAAACAGUUUUGUUUGCAGGUUAUAUUAAGAAUCCUCUAUUCCAAAGGCGGCCUAAUCCAGUGGUCGCUUCUUGAUUUAUACGGGAA